UCACACUGCACUUUGUUUUGAUUUUUUAUUAAGUUUUUUUUCUUAUAAACAGCAGCGUAAAAUGCUGCCGGGCGUGGGUGUAUUCGGAACGGGCGAAAUAGCCAAUGUCCUGGUGCCCCUGCUGCGCGAGAAGGGCUUCGAGGUGCGUGCCAUCUGGGGGCGCACCCUGAAAGAAGCCAAAGAGACGGCCACCGCACAAAAUGUCUCGUUCCACACGAACGUCAUCGAUGACGUUCUACUGCGAAAGGACGUCGACUUGGUGUUCAUCGUGUGCCAGCCCUUUCUGCACGCGGAGAUCUCUGUGAAGGCUCUGGGCAUUGGGAAGCACGUGGUGUGCGACAAGCCCGCGGGACUGCAUCAGCAAGAUGCCCUGAAAAUGGUGCGUGCGUCGCAGUACUAUCCCACACUGAUAUCGCUGGUGAAUCAUCCGCUGCGCUUUCUGCCGGCCUUCACGCACAUGCGGCGCUGUCUGCAGGAGGAGCUGAUUGGGCCGCUGCCCGAGGUGGUGCUGAUGGAUGUGCGCGUCCAAAUGGGCACGCUCUUCCCGGAGAAAUACAACUGGAUGUGCGAUGCCCAAAUGGGUGGUGGAGCCCUCAAUCUGGUUGGCAGCGUCGUGGAUCUGGUCACGUUUCUACUGCAGCAGCAGGCGGUGCGGGUGCAUGGCGUCCUCAGAGCAUACACGAAGACGACGCCGGCCAUCAAUGGCAUUCGGCAGAUUACGGCCCCGGACUUUUGCAACUUUCAAAUGGAGCUGGCCAGCGGCACCCUUGUCACGGUCGCACUGCACAGCCACACGGUACCGGCCAAGGCCUUCUCACAAGAGGUGCUCGUCUAUGGCAGCAAGGGACACCUCGUGGUUCGCGGCGGAGAUCUGUUCGUGCUGAAGGAGGGCCAGCCCAAGGAGGAGGCUGUCUAUGUGGAUGUACAGGAUCUGCAUUUCUCCACAAACAACUCGCUGCUGCCUCGUCCCUACAUCAAGGGUCUCUGCAAGAUGGUGGGCGCACUCAAAGAAGCCUUUGGCAGCAAGGAGUCUUCGUGGGUGAAGGCGCCCGUCUCCACGGCGGCAACCUUCGAGGAUGGCCUCUACGUGCAGGCCGUUGUGGAGGCCAUACGCAAAUCCAACGAAUCCCGGCAGUGGCAGCGCGUUCAGCUCUCCACGGAUGCGCCCCUCAAUCAUGAUCAGAUCAUUCGAUAUGCACGCAUGUCCACCAUGUAGAGCGGGAUCUGUGCAAUCUCCAUUAAAUCACUAAUAUAUAUUCAUAUAUAUUUUAUGUGUGUAGUCCUUAAGCAUUUACCUGAUUGGGGGAUACAUUCCCUCAUCGCAUCCAUCAAUGUAUUGUAUUUAACUUAUUUUCUUUGGCAUUUACAUUUUGCUACUAAUAAAAUAAUUGUAUUUAGUUUAUUAGACUCUUAAAUAGAGA
Drosophila subobscura is the source of this 1421-nucleotide messenger RNA. Its product is annotated as glucose-fructose oxidoreductase domain-containing protein 1. Gene Ontology annotation, molecular function: nucleotide binding. Lineage: Eukaryota; Metazoa; Arthropoda; Insecta; Diptera; Drosophilidae. The record is from RefSeq and is a predicted model, not a curated record. Bases 62 to 1216 code for a protein of 384 amino acids. The transcript has a single exon.